AUGGCCAAACGUAAUUUCGAUCAAAUUUAUUCCAGUUUCAUCUCGGAAGAAGAGACUUCGGUUGGAAAUUUAAAAACAAGUGAAGAACUACAAACGGUCCAGAAAGCAGCCAAGGUCAUCAAACUUAAUAACCAUGUCAGAAUGAACAUGAUUGAUUUUUCAAAUGAUGCUUUGAAUGAUCGGGAUGAAAAUUCCAGCCAUAUUCGGAAAUUGGAACAAUUAUUGAAACAGAAAUUUUCAUGGCAACAAGCUGGAAAGAAGAAAUGGCUUGAAAAUCGAGAAUUGAAAUAUACAGAUUUCUUCCCAGUAGAAUUUAUCAAUGAUCAAGAAUUUGUGUUGAAUCAUAUUAUACAGUAUGGUUAUGGAUUACAAUAUGCAUCACCAAGUGUACAAGCAGAUAAGGCUUUUGUAUUGCGAGUAGUUGCACAUAGUGGAUAUGAAGUAUUAUUUGCUAGCCAUAAUAUUCGACAGGACAAAGAAGUAAUGUUGAAAGCAGUGCAAGAAAAUGCUAGGGCCGUGUGUGCAGCACCAGACACUCUUCAAAAUGAAAAGGAAUUUGUGUUGGAAGCAGUUCGACUGAACGGACAUGUACUCCAUCAUAUUCCUUUUUAUGUUAUAAGACACGACAAGGAAAUAGUAUUAGAAGCCAUCAAACAAACGAAACAAGCGAUGAAAGCGAUUCGACCAUUUACUCCAAGAUCACAAUUUCAUGUUAAGCGUUCUCAAAACAGUAUUUCCAGAAUUAGAAUCGUUAGAAUCUUUGAUUAUUCGAACAAACACGUCAUGCUCAAGGUCGUUCAAGAAUUUGGAUUUUUACUUCUAUAUGCAUCGAAUGACCUCAAACGUGAUCGAGAUAUUAUUUUAAAUGCAAUGUUGAAAGAUGAUCAAGAAAUUGUAAUAGAAGCAAUCAAACAAGACGUGAGAGCCAUACGAUAUGCUUCCCAGAAACUUUGGAGUGACAAACAAUUCUUGUUAGAAGCUGUCAAGCUUGGAUGUAAAAAUUGUCUUAGAAAUGCUCCCAAAGAAUAUGCCAAAGAUAAGGAAUUCGUUUUACAGGCAAUCAGACACAAUUGUUUUGGAAUAAUUGGAGACAAUUAUACUUGUUUUGACAAGGAAAUCAUGUUGGAGGCAGUGAAGAAUAAUGGCUAUGCAUUACGCUUUGCCAUUGCCAAAUUCAGACAAGAUCCAGAAGUUGUUUUGACAGCUCUGAAAUAUUCUGGUUAUGCCAUGAAUUAUAGUGAUGAAUUAUAUCGAGAAAGAAUGAAAUAUUGUUAUUAUGAUGCUUAUAUGGGAACAAACCAUUGA
This is a messenger RNA of Naegleria lovaniensis, 1305 nucleotides long. RefSeq lists its product as uncharacterized. The coding region runs from base 1 to 1305 and encodes 434 amino acids. The record is from RefSeq and is a predicted model, not a curated record. The transcript is spliced from 2 exons. NCBI's taxonomy places the organism in Eukaryota, Heterolobosea, Eutetramitea, Acrasida, Naegleriidae.